CCCGGGCAGCAGGCUAGGGAAUCUUGGAGGCUGCGACCAGGGUUUGGCGUUGUUGUCAGCCUCGGGGAGAGAGAUUGGACAACUAUUCUCCUCCAGGAGGAGGGCGACGCCGAGGACUUUGCACAUCCGCCGCUUUGGGGGCUUCGCAAGUUGGAGGACAGAGGCCGUUUGGUUUUGCGUUGCGUGUGUUGUGCUUAUUACUACUUAUUACGACUGCUGCCCCAGGGUGACGCCAAGGUGUCUGUUCCGGUGCACCGACCAUGGCAAGCGAAGAUAACCACGUCCCCUCCCCGCCACCAACAGGUGAUGACGGGGGAGGAGGAGGAGGAAAAGGAGAAGAAACCCCUCGGGAAGGGGGUGCAUUGCCCCUGCAACCAGGGAUCCCCAUCAGAGGCAUUCGAAUGAAAUUUGCCGUGCUGACGGGAUUGGUAGAAGUUGGAGAAGUAUCCAAUAGGGAUAUUGUCGAAACUGUCUUUAAUCUGCCUCCGCAUGCUGGGAAGUUGCUGUCGGUGUUAAAGCACAUGCCUCAGAAGUACGGCCCUGAUGCCUUCUUCAACUUCCCAGGAAAGAGUGCUGCAGCUAUUGCGUUACCCCCGAUAGCCAAAUGGCCAUACCAGAAUGGUUUUACAUUUCAUACUUGGCUUAGAAUGGAUCCUGUAAAUAAUAUCAAUGUGGAUAAGGACAAACCUUACUUAUAUUGCUUCAGAACCAGCAAAGGGCUUGGUUACUCUGCUCACUUUGUUGGGGGCUGCUUAAUUAUAACAUCAAUCAAGUCAAAAGGCAAAGGCUUUCAACACUGUGUGAAAUUUGACUUCAAACCCCAAAAGUGGUAUAUGGUAACUAUUGUCCACAUUUAUAACCGGUGGAAGAACAGUGAACUUCGAUGUUACGUGAAUGGCGAGCUAGCUUCCUAUGGAGAGAUAACUUGGUUUGUUAACACCAGUGAUACAUUUGACAAAUGCUUCCUGGGCUCCUCAGAAACAGCAGACGCUAACAGAGUGUUCUGUGGUCAGAUGACUGCAGUUUACCUUUUCAGUGAAGCUCUUAACGCAGCUCAGAUAUUUGCUAUCUAUCAGUUGGGCCUGGGAUACAAGGGUACAUUUAAAUUCAAGGCAGAAAGCGACCUCUUCCUCGCUGAGCACCACAAACUCCUGUUGUAUGAUGGGAAACUCUCCAAUGCCAUUGCAUUCACGUACAACCCGAGAGCUACGGAUGCCCAGCUCUGCCUUGAGUCCUCCCCGAAGGAUAACCCUUCCAUUUUUGUCCAUUCACCUCAUGCCCUCAUGCUCCAGGAUGUGAAGGCAGUUUUGACACAUUCCAUUCAAAGUGCUAUGCAUUCAAUUGGAGGAGUACAAGUGCUGUUUCCGCUUUUUGCACAGUUGGAUUUUAGGCAAUAUUUGUCUGAUGAGGUUGACUUAACUAUCUGUUCCACCUUGUUGGCUUUUAUCAUGGAGUUGUUGAAGAACUCAAUUGCUAUGCAAGAGCAGGUGCUUGCCUGUAAGGGUUUCUUGGUUAUAGGAUAUAACCUUGAAAAGUCUUCCAAAUCCCACGUAAGCAGAGCAGUUCUUGAACUUUGCCUUGCAUUUUCCAAGUAUCUUAGUAAUCUACCGAGUGGGAUGCCCCUACUCAAGCAGUUGUGUGACCAUAUUCUUCUCAACCCUGCAAUAUGGAUUCAUACUCCUGCCAAGGUUCAGUUAACACUCUACACUUACCUGUCCACGGAAUUCAUUGGCACGGCCAACAUAUACAAUGCCAUCCGGAGAGUCGGAACCGUGCUGCUCAUCACACACACAUUGAAGUACUACUACUGGGCAGUAAAUCCCCAGGACCGGAGUGGCAUCACCCCAAAAGGACUAGAUGGACCACGACCUAAUGAAAAAGAAAUACUUUCUUUACGAGCGUUCUUGUUGAUGUUCAUUAAGCAAUUAGUGACAAAGGAUUCUGGAGUAAAGGAAGAUGAACUACAGGCCAUUCUUAAUUAUUUACUCACUAUACAUGAGGAUGACAAUCUCCUGGACGUCCUCCAGCUGCUUGUCGCACUGAUGUCUGAACACCCUAGCUCCAUGAUUCCUGCUUUUGACCAAAGGAAUGGGUUACGGGUUCUGUAUAAACUUCUGGCAUCUAAAAGUGAAGGAAUAAGAGUACAAGCUCUCAAAGCAAUGGGCUAUUUUUUAAAACACCUGGCCCCAAAGAGAAAAGCUGAAGUUAUGCUUGGGCAUGGAUUGUUUUCAUUGCUAUCUGAAAGACUCAUGCUGCAGACGAAUUUAAUCACUAUGACCACAUAUAAUGUCUUAUUUGAGAUUCUUAUAGAACAGAUUUGUACUCAGGUGAUACAUAAACAACACCCAGAUCCAGAUUCUUCAGUAAAGAUACAGAAUCCUCAGAUACUAAAAGUAAUUGCGACCCUACUUCGAAAUUCUCCCCAGUGUCCAGAGAGCAUGGAGGUUCGCAGAGCCUUUCUAUCUGACAUGAUUAAACUUUUUAAUAACAGUAGAGAAAACAGGAGGAGCUUGCUGCAGUGCUCUGUGUGGCAGGAAUGGAUGCUUUCCCUGUGUUAUUUUAAUCCCAAGAAUUCAGAUGAGCAGAAGAUAACAGAAAUGGUGUACGCCAUCUUCCGAAUCCUACUUUACCAUGCAGUCAAGUAUGAGUGGGGUGGCUGGCGUGUGUGGGUGGACACACUGUCAAUUACACAUUCAAAGGUCACUUUUGAAAUACACAAAGAAAACCUUGCCAAUAUAUUUAGGGAGCACCAGGGAAACGCUGGCAAAGAAGUAAAACCAUGUUCUUCAAGUCCAGUCCGAGCACUUCCUGAUAUUAGCAUGGAUCAUGCUUCAGAAGGGUCCUGGCCAUCAGAUACCAAGGACUCUCCUGUCUCAUCUAGUAUCAUCAGAAAUGAUGAUGACAACUCACACGGUGAGGAGGCAUGCUUGGUAAACUCAGCAUCCAACAUUGAACUCGGACCACAUAAUACAUCUAAUGAAGAAAGCAAGACUGGGCAAGAAAACCAAGAAUUACUGGAGGAAGUCACACCGGCAAAUAAGACCGUGAAUGCAGAUGUUUUAGGAGUAUCUUCUGAAUUCAUGGAAGCUGUCGCUGUUCCCUCUGAUUCUUUGCAAACAACUGGUAAAGACACCAUGACCAUCAGUGAAGUAACAGCCUCCUUCAGCUCACCUUCAGAAGAGGACGCGUCAGAGGUGCCAGAAUUAUUGGAUAAGUCUACAGUAGACGAAGAGGAGGAUGAUGAUUAUGUGGAACUAAAGAUAGAAGGCAGUCCUCCUGAGGAAACCAGUUUACCUACUGAGCUCCAAGACGGGGGUUUGCCUGCAUCUGCGUCAGAAACCAGCGAAGCCCGGGAUCUGCCCAGUAAGGACUGCAAACUAAUUCCAGAAGAAGAACCCGUUCCUGAAAAGCAAACUGAAGCUGGAACUCAAAAUUGUGAAGAUUCAGGACUCUCAACUGUGACGGCAUCGGAAUUGUCAGCUCCCUUACCAGAAACUCCUGCUUCCCAAACAGCUGUGCAAUCAGAUGUUGUUCAGCUGCAGGAGGAAGAGAAGAAAGCGACUGAUCUUGCUGAAGAAACCGAAUCCAUUAUUGAUAGUCAUGCUACUAGUUUAGAAUCUCCACCUACUUCUGAGCAGAAGAUUGCCAAGUUGGAUGUCUCCAGCAUCGCUACAGAUACCGAGAAGCUGGAAUUGAAGGCCAACACAAGCAUGGAGGCAUCGCAACCUCAUCGGCCCGUACUUGAGAUGUCAAGACAACAGGAACAGCCAGGCCAAAGUGUAGCCUCUGAUGUAGCUUCUGGACACAGGAGGGAUUCCAGAUCGACUGUGUUUCGUAUUCCUGAUUUCAAGUGGUCUCAAAUGCAUCAGCGUUUGCUCACUGAUCUUUUGUUUUCAAUAGAAACAGAUAUACAGAUGUGGAGAAGCCAUUCAACAAAGACAGUUAUGGACUUCGUGAACAGCAGUGAUAAUGUCAUCUUUGUGCACAACACAAUUCAUCUCAUCUCUCAAGUGAUGGACAAUAUGGUCAUGGCUUGUGGGGGCAUACUGCCAUUGCUUUCAGUGGCUACAUCUGCGACACAUGAACUGGAGAAUAUUGAGCCUACUCAAGGCCUUUCGAUAGAAGCCUCUGUGACCUUUUUGCAGAGGCUAAUCAGUCUUGUGGAUGUGCUCAUAUUUGCAAGUUCUCUUGGCUUCACUGAAAUUGAAGCUGAAAAAAACAUGUCAUCUGGAGGGAUUUUGCGGCAGUGUCUCCGCCUAGUGUGUGCAGUGGCAGUAAGGAACUGCUUAGAGUGUCAGCAGCAUUCACAGCGGAAAACUCAAGGGGAUACAGCCAGGGGCCCGAAGGCAAUCCCUGGCCUGAUUCCCAUGGGGAAGUCUGCAGCAAAGAGCCCAGUGGAUAUUGUAACUGGUGGCAUAUCUCCAGUAAGAGAUCUGGACAGACUCCUACAAGACAUGGAUAUUAAUCGGCUCAGGGCAGUAGUCUUCAGAGACAUAGAGGAUAGUAAACAAGCCCAAUUCUUGGCCUUGGCUGUUGUGUACUUUAUCUCUGUUUUGAUGGUCUCGAAAUAUAGAGACAUUCUGGAACCUCAAAAUGAAAAGCGUAGCCAAUCAUUUAAGGAGACAAGCCGGGAAAGUGGGAAUGUGUCCCUCCGUGAUGUAGAGAAUACACCACCAGCGGUCAGCCCUGUGCCUGUGGCCCCUGGGGAAGAAUCAGAAAGGAUGUCAGCUGCACGGAGGAGGAGAGAUUCGGGCACUGGGGAAGAAACAGCUACUGGAGCAGGAAGCAGUGCGGGUGUGACCCCUCAGGCGGCACCUUCUAGUGUCAGUGCUGGGCCUGAUGCAGUUAGUGAGGUGCUUUGCACUCUUUCUUUAGAAGUCAAUAAAUCUCAGGAAACCAAAAAUGAUGGAGGAAAUGAGUCGGAGAACAAGGCAGCACCAUCAGUUCCAGUUUCAAAAAAUGUGAACGUGAAGGACAUUCUCCGAAGCUUGGUCAACAUACCAGCUGAUGGAGUCACAGUGGAUCCUGCCCUCCUGCCGCCAGCCUGCCUUGGAGCCCUGGGUGACCUUUCAGUCGAACAGCCUGUGCAGUUCCGGUCUUUUGACAGAAGUGUCAUAAUUGCAACAAAAAAAUCGUCAGUCUUGUCUCCCACACCAAGUUCAAGUAUGCCCACCAAUGCUGUCAGUGUGGUCUCUUCAGUAGACCCUGCCCAGCCCUUAGAUGUCGGAGGAGAGUCACCUGGUAGUCGGUCAUCUCAAGCAAAACUACCCACAGUCCCAGCAGUUGGUUCAGUUCCACAAGACCCAGUUUCAAAUAUGAGUAUUACCGAGAGACUUGAACAUGCUCUGGAAAAGGCGGCACCUCUUCUGCGAGAGAUUUUUGUGGAUUUUGCACCUUUUCUUUCUCGUACACUUUUGGGUAGCCAUGGACAAGAACUGCUUAUAGAAGGAACAAGUCUGGUUUGCAUGAAGUCUAGUAGUUCAGUUGUGGAAUUGGUUAUGCUACUGUGUUCUCAGGAAUGGCAGAAUUCUAUCCAGAAGAAUGCAGGCCUUGCUUUUAUUGAACUUGUCAAUGAAGGAAGGUUGCUUAGCCAGACAAUGAAGGAUCAUCUUGUAAGAGUAGCAAAUGAAGCUGAAUUUAUCCUAAGCAGACAGAGAGCAGAGGAUAUUCACAGACAUGCGGAAUUUGAGUCACUGUGUGCCCAGUAUUCUGCAGACAAACGAGAAGAUGAGAAGAUGUGUGAUCAUUUGAUAAGAGCAGCUAAAUAUCGAGACCAUGUGACAGCAACUCAGCUAAUCCAGAAAGUUAUCAACAUUCUCACAGACAAGCAUGGAGCCUGGGGAAAUUCUACAGUGAGUCGUCCUCGUGAGUUCUGGCGCCUUGACUACUGGGAAGAUGACUUGCGGCGCCGGCGACGAUUUGUGCGUAACCCUCUAGGAUCGACACAUCCUGAAGCGACACUCAAAACAGCCGUGGAGCAUGCCGCGGAUGAAGAUAUCCUCGCUAAAGGAAAACAGUCCAUCAAGAGUCAGGCUCUGGGAAAUCAGAACUCAGAAAACGAGAUCGUCCUGGAAGCCGACGACGAUACUCUGUCAUCCGUGGAUGAGAAAGAUUUAGAGAAUCUUACUGGCCCUGUUAGCUUGAGCACACCGGCUCAGCUUGUGGCCCCCUCUGCUGUAGCAAAGGGCACUCUUUCUAUCACCUCCUCUGAACUCUAUUUUGAGGUAGAUGAAGAGGACCCUAACUUCAAGAAAAUCGACCCUAAGAUCCUGGCAUACACAGAAGGGCUGCAUGGAAAAUGGCUAUUUACGGAGAUAAGAUCAAUCUUUUCUCGUCGGUAUCUUUUGCAAAAUACAGCCUUGGAGAUCUUUAUGGCAAACAGAGUUGCUGUAAUGUUCAACUUCCCAGAUCCUGCAACAGUAAAAAAAGUGGUUAACUAUCUACCUCGAGUCGGUAUUGGGACCAGUUUUGGAUUGCCUCAGACCAGGCGUAUUUCAUUAGCUAGUCCACGUCAACUUUUUAAAGCUUCUAAUAUGACCCAGCGAUGGCAACACAGGGAAGUUUCAAAUUUUGAGUACUUGAUGUUUCUCAACACGCUAGCAGGACGCAGUUACAAUGACUUAAAUCAGUAUCCAGUAUUUCCCUGGGUGAUUACUAAUUAUGAAUCAGAAGAUCUAGAUCUCACCUUGCCAAGCAACUACAGAGAUUUAUCUAAGCCAAUCGGAGCUUUGAAUCCCAAAAGAGCAGCAUUCUUUGCAGAGCGUUAUGAAUCAUGGGAAGAUGACCAAGUUCCAAAGUUCCACUAUGGUACUCAUUACUCAACAGCAAGUUUUGUUCUUGCAUGGCUGCUAAGAAUAGAACCCUUUACAACUUAUUUCCUAAAUUUGCAAGGAGGGAAAUUUGAUCAUGCAGAUAGAACUUUCUCCUCAAUUUCCCGAGCAUGGAGAAACAGUCAGCGUGACACCUCUGAUAUAAAGGAAUUGAUCCCUGAAUUUUAUUAUCUCCCUGAGAUGUUUGUCAACUUCAAUAAUUAUAAUCUUGGAGUGAUGGAUGAUGGGACAGUAGUGUCUGAUGUGGAACUUCCUCCUUGGGCCAAAACCUCAGAAGAAUUUGUUCGCAUAAACAGAUUGGCCCUAGAGAGUGAAUUUGUCUCCUGCCAGCUUCACCAAUGGAUUGAUCUCAUUUUUGGCUAUAAACAGCAAGGACCAGAAGCUGUCCGGUCCCUCAACAUGUUCUAUUAUCUGACCUAUGAAGGAGCUGUCAAUUUGAAUUCAAUAACUGAUCCUGUAUUAAGAGAGGCCGUUGAAGCUCAAAUCCGAAGUUUUGGACAGACGCCUUCUCAACUGCUUAUAGAGCCCCAUCCUCCCAGAGGCUCUGCCAUGCAAGUGAGCCCGUUGAUGUUCACAGACCAAGCCCAGCAAGAUGUGAUCAUGGUCCUAAAGUUUCCCUCCAACUCCCCUGUCACUCACGUGGCAGCCAACACCCAGCCCGGCCUGGCCACUCCUGCUGUGAUCACAGUCACUGCUAAUAGGCUGUUUGCUGUGAACAAGUGGCACAACCUUCCCGCUCAUCAAGGUGCUGUACAAGACCAGCCAUACCAGCUGCCGGUGGAAAUCGAUCCUCUCAUAGCCAGCAGCACCGGUAUGCACCGGAGGCAGAUCCCGGACCUCUUGGACCAGAGCAUCCAGGUCCACUCCCAGUGCUUCGUCAUCACUUCGGACAACCGCUACAUCCUCAUCUGUGGCUUCUGGGAUAAGAGUUUCCGCGUCUACUCUACAGACACAGGAAAACUGAUCCAAGUGGUGUUCGGCCAUUGGGACGUUGUCACGUGCCUCACCCGCUCUGAGUCGUACAUUGGUGGGAAUUGCUACGUUCUCUCGGGAUCCCGUGAUGCCACCCUCCUCCUGUGGUACUGGAAUGGAAAGAGCAGCGGGAUUGGAGAUAACCCGGGCGGUGAGACCACUACUCCUCGGGCCAUCUUGACAGGCCAUGACUACGAGAUCACCUGCGCUGCCAUCUGUGCGGAGCUGGGCCUGGUCCUGAGUGGGUCUAAAGAAGGACCAUGUCUCAUUCACUCCAUGAACGGAGACCUGCUGAGGACCUUGGAGGGGCCUGAAAAGUGCCUGAAACCCAAGCUCAUUCAGGCCUCGAGAGAGGGCCACUGUGUCAUCUUCUACGGAAACGGCCUCUUCUGUACCUUCAGUGUGAAUGGGAAGCUCCAGGCCACAAUGGAAACAGAUGACAACAUAAAGGCCAUGCACCUGAGCCGGGAUGGGCAGUACCUGCUCACGGGAGGAGACAAUGGUGUGGUCAUGGUGUGGCGGGUAUCGGACCUCAAGCAGCUGUUCGCCUACCCAGGCUGUGACGCCGGGAUCCGGGCCAUGGCCCUGUCCUAUGACCAGAGGUGCAUCAUUUCCGGCAUGGCCUCCGGAAGCAUCGUACUCUUCUAUAACGACUUUAACCGGUGGCAUCACGAAUACCAAACCCGCUACUGAGGCGACAGCACCACAGCCCUGCCCUGGCACCGGACAGGGAACUUCCCCAGCAUCGUUCUCUUAGAAAUAGCUAUUACAUCUGAAUGUAACUUAAAUUUGCUCUAAGAAGCAAAAUAUUUUUUAAAGUUAAUUGCUAUUUUUGUAGAUUUUGCUUGACUUUGGGGGUGGGGGGAAAUAACAGCAAAGCAGAAAACCGGCUGCUGGGUUCUGUAGUUUUAAAAAAAAUCUAUAUUUUUAGUCCUAAUGAGAAGUCUAUUUUCACCAAUUAUGGAAUUAUAAUGAGGUAUGAAAACCCACUAAAUCUAUCUAUAUUCUGAAAAAAAACAACCCCACAUUUCCCAUGUAUCUGUAAUCUUGAGGAAAUUCAUGAUUUUAAUAAUAGGGAAGUGGGUUACGAUAUAGGGAUGGGGGAUUUUAUGCUGUACUUUGGGGCACUGUGAUUUUUUCCAAAACAAUGUACUUCCUCAGCACUGAAAACUAAUGGGAUUUAAAUUCUGAAUGUUAAAAUUAUGGUAAAUGUAAUUUAAAAAUAUCUCAAUGGAUUAUUUCUAUCAAUAUUAAUUGUUUAAGCAUGUUUUAGAAAUUAUGGUUUGAGGGAGGUUGUUUUAUUGUGUGGUUAACGUAAAGACUCUAAUGUUAUAGCAGGUGUGAAAUGUCUACAAUUUCCCCCCUUUAUAGUACACCAAAAUGCGAGGAUGGAGAUACUGUUGAAUACAACCUUUGCUUCACUUGUAAAGUGCACACAAGUCCCAGCGCUCAGCCCUGAGGGUUGACUGACUGAGGGCCAGCGGACUUGGGUCCCGGGAGAGAGGCUACCAGGUGCUGUGUUAAGCAACACCCAUUCUACUUUUAUUUGUUAUUAAACUAUCUCCCCUUCCUUUUGAUUAGCAAUUUGUACUACGAAAUAAUGUUAUUUCGGUGUUGUAUACCUUCUACUUUUCUAGUAGGUUGCCGUGCAGAUUCUGUGAAAAACACUUGAGAAAAGGUCUGUAUUGCAUAAAUAAAUCCUUUGUAUGUUGUGAA
Echinops telfairi (small Madagascar hedgehog) is the source of this 9518-nucleotide messenger RNA. RefSeq names its product LPS responsive beige-like anchor protein (gene LRBA). Gene Ontology annotation, molecular function: protein kinase binding. The transcript has 55 exons. Gene Ontology annotation, cellular component: cytosol; membrane. The coding region runs from base 261 to 8495 and encodes 2744 amino acids. The record is from RefSeq and is a predicted model, not a curated record. Gene Ontology annotation, biological process: intracellular protein localization. Lineage: Eukaryota; Metazoa; Chordata; Mammalia; Afrosoricida; Tenrecidae.